GCGAAUAUUUCAAACCGACAAAGAAAUCAAAUCAGACCGCAUUGCAUAGCCAAGGAGAUUCAACUUGUCGCGAAAGUGUAGCGGAUGUUUAUAGUUCAUUCACAAAAACAAAAAUAGAAUGAGAAAAAUAACAAAGUAGAAUAUAGAGCAGCAACAAAGAAAACACACAAAUAAAAAAAAUUAAGAAAAUUGUGAGAUAUUAAUAAAAAAAUAAAGCAAAAAUCAAUUCGAUCGCUGCGUGAAUAUUGUGCAAAUUGCAGCAACAAUAAUAAGAUUUUCAUGUGCGUACACCAACUGCAAAUCUGAAGACGGGCCUCUAGAAAUUUUUUCGUUAUCAAAAUCCAACAGAAUGGAUGAGGACCACGACGACGACGUAAUAUGAGAUCAGAUGGGGCUGUAAAGCCCCAGAAUAAAGCUUUCGUCUCCACUGCUGCCGGCAGUCGUAGUAAAGACGCUAAAAAACGCAAUUCAAAUGCUAGCAAAUGGUGUGAGGACCAACAACGUCCAUGUCAAAUAUUGUUAUCGCUUAAAAUUAUCACUGUUGCCGCCGCUCUCUUCACAACUGCCGCUUGCGCUGAUGCUUUUGUGAUCGUUGAUGCUGCCGCAAAUGUUGCCACUGUUGAGGAUCGAACAGCCAUUGUUGCACUGUGGUCCAGCAAGAGUAUUAUCGAAGAGAACCGUAGCGAAGAGCAUCGUAAAUACAACAGCAACUACUUAAAAACGUACACAAAUAGAAACGAAAAUAAAUACAAUGCACGCAAUUGUUAUGAGCUGAUGAGAAAUCAAAACAAUCGCAAUGCUAUAAAACGCGAAAAGAAAAACAUUAUAGAAAAUUAUAAAUGUGUAGUUUGUACAAUUAACGAAAAUAUAACUUACACUACAAAAGCUUUAACACAAAAUAACGAAAACACCGAUUUUAAGGAUACUCGUCGUAAAUGUGAAAUAGCCAGUAACGUUAACAUAAUGAAUUCGAUUUUCAAAAGCUCCCAUUGGUCCAAUCGAGACGACAUCGAUUCUAAUAAAAGUGUGCCCCCGACAACUAGGUCCAAUACUAAUUACAAUGCAUUCCUAACAUUACCAUUUCUAACGGUUUUCUGGUUGUCAAUCAGUGGUUUCGCAACUUCUUUACUUAACAUUCAAUCGUUUGCUGUGAAAAUGCUCCGUAUACAGGAUUCGCUGGUAUUGUGUGGCUUGAGCAGCAAUUGUAAUAACAAUCAGCAAAAUGUGAGACCUUCUGGGAGUACACCAGCGGUGCCGUCAAUAGUUUGGCAACGGCUGCCACCACGCAAAUCGCUGCCUCCAGCGCAACCUUUAUCUUCGGCUGCGCCCAGUACAUCGCUGGUUGCCUGCUUGAGCACAAGGCCAGUCUCGCAGAUUAUUUUUGCCAUGAAUCCACGUUUACCUUUUACAAUUUCAUAUGUGAUGUAUGCUGCCUUCAUUCUCUUUCUCUUGCCGACUGUUCACAGUGAUGAUGGCGAUAAUUUCUUCUCGGUGAACACGUUUAGUAUGAGUCCGGAAACUACUACGCCUGAAUUUGAUUAUGCCAGUCGAGGACAAAAAAAGUUUGGUGACAAAUGCGAGGGUACAUUGGAAUGUGGAUUCCCAGGUUCGAUUUGCGAUGCAAAAAAGAAGUCCUGCCAAUGCACAGAGGAUUUGCCAGUGACAAAUCACAUCGACAAAUGCGGAAAAGAGGCUGCUGUGAAUGAGACCUGUUUCUUCAAUGAACAAUGCGAGGUGAGACAUUAUCAGACCGAAUGUCGUGAUGGCCGAUGUGCUUGCCGUUAUGAAAUGACACCCUUUUGGGGUAAAGAUGGUACAGUAGAGUGCAAAGGGCGUGGAGAUAAACGUGGACCGGAAACUUACAUCGAUCCAGCAAUGAUUGGCGUACUGGUAGGAAUGGCAUUGAUGUUUAUUAUAAUUUGUGUCGUCCUUCGAUUAUUUAGCCAGGCACGUUGGCGUGAAAACCGGACUAUUUUCAACACACCAAAUCCACGUCUCAUGAAUGUAUCGCUUUUGCGUGAUAGCAAACUCUUGCACGGCCAGGAGCGACGCGGCUCGCGAAUGUCGGUGCGAGCACCGUCGCGCCAGCCGAGCAUGGCUUCGCUACGUCCGCAUUCGCCGAAUCCGUCGUUAGGUAAGACAGGGUCACAUUCGGGCAGCGCGAGCGCGAGCAACGCGUCAGCCACGUCUAUACGUUCGACGCGUAGUAAUUCGGUGGCACCAGGUCAUGUAGCUAAUAGCAGUCAAUUGGAAAGGAAGGGCUCACAACAUCACAAUCAGCAUCAACAACAACAACACCAACACCAACAACAGCAAAUGCCGCUUAUCACCAAUAUCACUGCUAAUCCAGCAGCUGAAAGUGUUGCGGUCGAGAUUAUAGUGCCGGAAAAAUGAAUAAUUGCAAACACAAAAAUGUAUGAAUGCGAAAACGAAAUAAAAAAAAUAUACACAUACAUGUGUAGGUACCUACAUAUGUAGGUAUGUACGAAAAAGUAAAAGAAGACAAAUCAAAUUAUGUAAGUCGAAGCUGCAAGAACAUUUAAUGUAAACAAGAAAUGAGAAUAAUGUAAAAAUGAAAAAAAAAAAUAAAUAAAACAUAAAAUCAUAUACAAAUAACUAUGCACAACAGAAGCUAAAGAAAAAUAGUUAAAAAAAAAUCUCAUAAAAAAAUAAAAGUGAAAAAUUUAAUAUGUAUUAAAGAUAAUUAAUUAUACUAUAUUUUAGCAGCAAAUAACGGCAUACUUCAAAUAAAUUAACGCAAUAACACACAAAACAAUGCUUGGUUAGAAACGAAAAAAACUUGCAUAACAAAUUCAUCUUUUUAUUUCUUCUUCUUCAAAAAAAAAACGCAAAUUAUUAGUACAGCUUUUAUCACAAAAGAAUAAGUCUAGUAAUAGUGAACUAUUUAGCAAAUAUUUGUAUGGUAAUAUGUAAGAAUCGUAAAUAUAUAAACAUAUGUACGCACAUACAUAUGUAUAUGCACAGGUAGUAGUAAAAAAGCACCGUAAAGAAAGAAAAAAAAACAAUUAAAACUGCAAUUUAAAAAAAUUACAUAAAAAACAAAAACAAAACGAAAGCAAUUUUAGUGCGCAGUCAACUUAAAUAUAACGAAGUGUUUAGCUUUAAUGUCGAACAGCAAAAACAAACACAAACAAAUAUUACAUUUAUAGCAAAACAAAAAAAAACGUAUUUAUAUAUUAAAUCUAGUAGAAAUUUCUGCGAAUAAACAAAAAUUCGUACAAUCGCGUUAAAAAUUAUGAAUCUUUCGCUGACAUUCAUCUUCCUAUCCUAGUGAUAUUACAAUGUAAGCAAACACAACAACACACGCGCACUCUUGCAGAGCUAUCGUUCACGCCAAAUUUUCUAUAAAUAAAAAAACUUAAAACUAUACAAAUUUUAAAACAUAUACUAAUGCAUAUAUGUACCUUAACAGCCGACGCGAAAUGCAAUACAAAAAAAAAAACACGCGGUAGUAAUUGAACAAAAAAAUAAAUAAAUCAAUAAAUAAAAAACAAAAUACAAUGCAUAGUGAUCGAUAGAUUAUCAAAUAGACGUAACAAUAUUAACAAAAACAAACCAUAAAACUCUUAGUACACCCUCAAAUUAAACAGCAUAGACAAACAGUUUCAAAUUAAAAAUGUACUCGUAGCAAAAAAUAGUCAACUCUUCGGAACAAUAUUUUACAAAACAAAGAUAAAAUACCAAAAAAAAGAAAGGAGAACAAAAACAAAAACAAUUUACAAAUAUGCUAUUUUUUCUUACACGUCUUUUCCGCAAACAGGUUUGAUUUAAGAUUAUAUAAAUGUUACAUAUAUGUAUACCUAUAUAUAUAAAAAAAAAUUUUAAAAUAAAAACAAAAAAAAAAACGAAAAAAACUAUGCAAGCGCCGAUUGUGCACUUUCCAAAACUUUAUUAAUAAAUAAUCGCGUGCAACAUACACACUUUUUCAACAUUUAGGGACUACGUAUAAGAAAAUAUUUAAAAUUCCACUGAUCUCUUUGAAUCUUUGGUUUCAAAUGGCAUGCGUUUUUUUUUUAAUGCAAUAAUUCAAAUUAAAUUCAAUAAUUCAACUAAUUUAAAAAAACAUGGACUCUUAAGAAAUAUUGUCAUAUUUUCAAGUAGUUUGCAAUAGCAUAAAAACAAAGCGUUUCGAUUAAAUUAUGCAAAUUGUGACUUGUGGUUGCUAGAUCUGCUAACAGAAAAACAUUUCACAAUCAUUCAAACACAAAUCCUUUUAUUUGAAUAGCUUAAAAAAUGAUCAUUAUUUUAAUAUUGCCGCCAUUUGUAUUUAUUACAAAUUAUUAUAGAAAUAUUCAUCGAUUAGAUAUACUUUUGGAGGCAUUCUUGUGAAAUUUCUAAAAUAUUCUUUAACUUUCCAGUGAAAAAUUGGGGAAGAUUUUUUACUUGAACGUUAAAGUGGAUUUUUCCAAUUCGAGUAAUUCCAAUCAUGUCUCAAACACCUUUUCUAACUAAAUUCUUGCUCAAUUUAAUGUAAUUUAUAUAAAAAUUUAAAAUCCUAACCUCCAAAUUGCAACAUUUCAAAAACAAAAAAAAAAACCGCUUAAUGCUUUUA
Messenger RNA from Anastrepha ludens (Mexican fruit fly), 4573 nucleotides. RefSeq lists its product as uncharacterized. The transcript has 7 exons. The record is from RefSeq and is a predicted model, not a curated record. Bases 379 to 2394 code for a protein of 671 amino acids. Lineage: Eukaryota; Metazoa; Arthropoda; Insecta; Diptera; Tephritidae.